Messenger RNA from Drosophila eugracilis, 2934 nucleotides. RefSeq names its product cytoplasmic aconitate hydratase-like. Gene Ontology annotation, cellular component: cytosol; mitochondrion. NCBI's taxonomy places the organism in Eukaryota, Metazoa, Arthropoda, Insecta, Diptera, Drosophilidae. Gene Ontology annotation, molecular function: aconitate hydratase activity; 4 iron, 4 sulfur cluster binding. Gene Ontology annotation, biological process: tricarboxylic acid cycle; citrate metabolic process. The record is from RefSeq and is a predicted model, not a curated record.
AGUUCCAAUCCGUCUCGCUUCUCCAAUCCAAUCAGUUUCUUGCUUUGCUCGUCCGGAAUAAGUUCAGUAAAGUUUCCCAAUAAGAUGUCAGGUGCCAAUCCCUUUGCUCAGUUUGAGAAAACUUUCUCGCAGGCCGGCACAACAUACAAGUACUUUGACCUCGCCUCCAUCGACAGCAAAUAUGAUCAACUGCCCUACUCGAUCCGAGUGCUCUUGGAGUCGGCGGUGCGCAACUGCGAUAACUUCCAUAUCCUUGAGAAGGAUGUCCAGAGCAUCCUUGGAUGGUCACCAGCCCUCAAACAGGGUUCCAACGAUGUGGAGGUUCCUUUAAAGCCAGCCCGUGUGAUCCUUCAGGAUUUCACUGGUGUCCCAGCUGUGGUAGAUUUUGCUGCUAUGCGCGAUGCUGUUCUGGAUCUGGGUGGCGAUCCCGAGAAAAUCAAUCCCAUCUGCCCCGCCGACUUGGUCAUAGAUCACUCGGUCCAGGUGGACUUUGCCCGUACUCCUGAUGCUCUGACCAAGAACCAGAGUCUGGAGUUUGAGCGCAACAAGGAGCGAUUCACCUUCUUAAAGUGGGGAGCUAAAGCCUUCAACAACAUGCUGAUUGUGCCACCCGGCUCUGGAAUUGUUCAUCAAGUGAAUCUCGAGUACUUGGCCCGCGUGGUGUUCGAAAAUGAUACCACCGAUGGCUCGAAGAUUCUGUACCCCGACAGUGUUGUGGGCACUGACUCCCACACUACAAUGAUCAACGGACUGGGAGUUUUGGGUUGGGGAGUUGGUGGUAUCGAGGCUGAAGCUGUGAUGUUAGGACAAUCCAUUUCUAUGUUGUUGCCUGAGGUUAUUGGCUAUAAGUUGGAGGGAAAACUGAGUCCACUUGUCACCUCCACUGAUUUGGUGUUGACCAUCACCAAGCAUCUACGUCAAUUGGGUGUGGUGGGCAAGUUUGUGGAGUUCUAUGGACCUGGAGUGGCGGAACUCAGCAUUGCCGAUCGGGCAACUAUCAGCAACAUGUGUCCCGAAUACGGAGCCACCGUGGGCUAUUUCCCCAUCGAUGAAAAUACUCUCGGUUACAUGAAGCAGACGAAUCGUUCUGAGAAGAAGAUCGACAUCAUUCGUCAGUAUCUGAAGGCCACACAGCAGUUGCGCAACUAUGCUGAUGAGGCUCAAGAUCCAAAGUUCACUCAGAGCAUCACCUUGGAUCUGGCGACAGUAGUUACCUCGGUUUCGGGACCCAAGCGUCCACACGAUCGCGUUUCUGUAUCUGAUAUGCCAGAGGAUUUCAAGUCGUGCCUUUCCAGCCCAGUGGGUUUCAAGGGCUUUGCCAUUUCUCCGGAGGCUCAGUCAGCUUCAGGGGAGUUCCAGUGGGAUGAUGGCAAAACUUACAAACUGCAUCACGGAUCGGUGGUUAUUGCUGCCAUCACAUCCUGCACAAACACCUCGAAUCCCUCGGUGAUGCUGGGUGCUGGUCUCUUGGCCAAAAAGGCCGUGGAGAAGGGUCUGAACAUUCUGCCCUACAUUAAGACUUCACUGUCGCCUGGAUCCGGUGUGGUAACAUAUUACCUGAAGGAGUCUGGAGUCAUUCCCUAUCUGGAGAAGCUGGGCUUCGAUAUUGUGGGUUAUGGGUGCAUGACUUGCAUCGGUAACUCCGGUCCCCUGGAGGAAAACGUGGUAAACACAAUCGAGAAAAAUGGACUCGUCUGCGCUGGAGUUCUUUCUGGAAACAGGAAUUUCGAGGGUCGCAUCCAUCCAAACACCCGGGCCAAUUAUUUGGCCAGCCCCCUGUUGGUCAUUGCUUACGCCAUUGCCGGACGUGUGGACAUUGAUUUUGAGAAGGAACCUCUUGGCGUGGAUGCCAAUGGAAAGAAUGUCUUCUUACAGGAUAUCUGGCCAACGCGAUCAGAGAUCCAGGAGGUCGAGAACAAACACGUGAUUCCCGCUAUGUUCCAGGAGGUGUACAGCAAGAUCGAGCUCGGUUCCGAGGACUGGCAGACUCUGAAAGUGUCCGAGGGCAAGCUGUUCUCGUGGAGCUCUGAUUCCACCUACAUCAAGCGUCCACCCUUCUUCGAGGGUAUGACCCGAGAGCUGCCCAAGUUACAGAGCAUCCAAAAGGCACGUUGUCUGCUCUUCCUGGGCGAUUCUGUGACCACGGAUCACAUCUCGCCAGCUGGAUCCAUUGCUAGGACCUCGCCCGCUGCGCGUUUCCUUUCGGAGAGGAACAUCACUCCCCGUGAUUUCAACUCCUAUGGAUCGCGACGUGGAAACGAUGCCAUCAUGUCGCGCGGAACUUUCGCCAAUAUUCGUUUGGUUAACAAACUGGUCACAAAGACUGGACCACGCACCGUACACAUUCCCAGCCAGGAGGAGCUAGACAUCUUCGAUGCUGCUGAGAGGUACCGUGAGGAGGGUACUCCUCUGGUCCUGGUGGUCGGUAAGGACUACGGCAGCGGAAGCUCUCGGGAUUGGGCCGCCAAGGGACCUUUCUUGCUGGGCGUGAAGGCAGUGAUCGCAGAGUCCUACGAGCGUAUCCAUCGUUCUAACCUGGUUGGUAUGGGCAUCAUUCCUCUGCAAUUCCUGCCGGGCCAGAGUGCUGAGACUUUGAACUUAACUGGCCGGGAGGUGUACAACAUUUCCCUGCCUGAGACCGGUUUGAAGCCGGGUCAGAAGAUCCAGGUGGAGGCUGAUGGAACUAUCUUUGAGACCAUUCUGCGCUUCGACACCGAGGUGGAUAUCACCUACUACAAGAAUGGCGGCAUUCUCAACUACAUGAUCCGCAAGAUGCUUUCUUAAGCAUCCAAUUUGAUUUUGUUUUUUAUUUGUAUAUUCCAGUUGCAUUUCUACACUGUAAAAUGUAGUACCCUAAGUUUUUAAUUUGUGGUGGUGCUUCCCCAACUUGGUUAGACCAAUAAACUAAGCCUUUACUUUUGGUAUCCAAUUAAA